UUAUUUGGUUUAAAAAUACAAUCUUUGACUUGACCUAAUUCGAGAUUCACAAUUACGAAGAUUGCUCAAUGUUGAUAAAUUUGUAAUCCAAGUAAAAACCCCUUUUUCAUCAAUGUUUAGCUGCUUCUCGACUUCUUCGUCUUCGUCUUCCCUCCGCUAGAUCCCAACUCUUCUCUCUCUAACUCCGAUACAGGUUGGUGAUGAGAAUCUCUUGAUACUUACAUUUAUGCAUGUAGUCCCUGCAUUUAUGCUUGUUUACAUUCAAAUCCAAUUAUACACAUACAAAUCUGCGUAUCGGAUCAAUCCAUAAAACCAGAUCCGAUCUCUCCCAUGGCCCCAACCGCACUCUUCCAAUUGGGGCUAUUUUUCAUUUUUAUGUUUUUGAUUGGUUUCUCCUAUUCCGAUCCGAGUUUGGACUGCCCCAGCACCAACACCUCCCUUCUCAACUUCACCUCCCACUUCACCUUGGAGCAGCACCAGCUCCGUGGUAUCUUCUCCAUCAUCAAUGAUUGCUCCUUUCGCGUCUCCCAAUUUGACAUGCUCGCCGGCGCCAACGUCCUCUGGUGGGGCGCCAUGGGCGAUGAUGUUCAGAAUCUCACAAAUGGUUUCCCCGUUUCCGAUUCAAUCCUCAACCAGACCUAUAAAAAUGACACCUUCACCGUUCGUCUGCGGAAGAAUGUCACUUGGGAUCAAAUGAAGCUUCUUGCGGUUUGGGAUGUUCCUACUGCUUCUGAUUUUGGGUAUGUCUUGUUGAAUGGUUCGGGAAAUGCUAAGGAGCAGCCUACUGUCUUUGAUAACUGCAAAGUGCUGUCUGAUAGCUAUAGGAUUAGGUGGAGUCUCAAGGAGGCGGAGAAUGAGGUUGAGAUCGGUUUGGAGGCUGCCGUUGGAGCUGAGGAUUACAUGGGGUUCGGGUGGGCUAACGAGAGUGCUUCUGGUUCACUUAUGGUGGGAGGGGAUGUGGCCAUCACGGCGUUUGGGGAGGGUGGGUUGCCAUUUGCUCACGAUUAUUAUAUAACUAAGUAUAGCGAGUGUAUGAUCGAUGAGGAUGGGAAUGCGCAGGGUGUUUGCCCGGAUACUUUGUAUAAGCCUACUGAUCCAGCUGUGGUGGUGAAUAAUACAAAGAUGAUUUAUGGGCACAGGAAGGAUGGCGUUUCAUUCAUCAGAUAUAGCAGACCUUUGCAGUCUAAUGAUAUCAAGUAUGAUCAGAAAAUUGAUCCCAGGGCAGAGAUGAAUGUGAUAUGGGCAGUAGGGCUGAUUAAGCCUCCUGAUAGUUUACGCCCUUUCUAUCUUCCUCAAAAUCACGGUGGGAGUUAUGGUCACUUGAAGCUCAACCUUUCUGAGCAGGUAAAUGACUGUUUAGGACCAUUGGAGGCUGAAGAUAAGGAGGAUCAAGAUCUUGUCAUUGCAGAUAAAAAGGAGCCGCUUGUUGUGACAACUGGCCCGGCAUUGCAUUACCCGAAUCCCCCAAAUCCUUCUAAAGUUCUUUAUAUCAACAAGAAGGAAUCUCCUCUCUUGAGGGUGGAGAGGGGUGUGCCAGUGAAGUUCUCGAUACAGGCUGGACAUGAUGUGGCACUGUAUGUUACAUCUGAUCCUAUUGGUGGGAAUGCAACUUUGAGAAACACAUCAGAGACAAUAUAUUUUGGGGGUCCAGAAGCUGAAGGUGUACUGGCCAGUCCUACAAAGUUGACCUGGUCACCUGACAGAAACACCCCAGAUCUUGUUUACUAUCACUCUCUUUAUGUGCCAAAGAUGGGCUGGAAAGUUCAAGUGGUUGAUGGAGGUUUGCCAGACAUGUAUAACAACAGUGUCUCUUUGGAUGAUCAGCAGGUUAUGCUUUUCUGGACGCUAGCUGACAACUCAAUAUCUAUUGCUGCUAGGGGGGAGAAAAAAAGUGGUUAUCUAGCAAUUGGGUUUGGUCGCGAGAUGGCCAACAGCUAUGCUUAUGUGGGUUGGAUUGAUGACAGUGGUAAAGGAAGGGUGAACACAUAUUUUAUUGAUGGAAAUGAUGCUUCAAGUGUCCAUCCAACAAAGGAGAACUUGACAUAUGUGAGAUGCAAAUCCGAAAAUGGCAUCAUCACACUGGAGUUCACACGUCCCCUCAAUCCAUCUUGUGAUCGGAAGGCAAGGCAUGAAUGCAACAAUAUCAUUGACCCCUCGACUCCUCUGAAGGUAAUUUGGGCCAUGGGUGCUCAAUGGUCUGAUGACCACUUGAGCGUGAGAAACAUGCAUUUUAUAACAAGCAAGAGGCCAAUUAGUGUGCUGCUGAUGCAUGGUUCUGCAGAAGCAGAGGAGGACUUGCGACCUGUCUUAGCUGUACAUGGGUUUAUGAUGUUUCUUGCAUGGGGCAUUUUGCUUCCUGGUGGCAUUCUGGCUGCUAGAUACCUGAAGCAUGUGAAGGAUGACAGUUGGUUUAAGAUACAUGUUUACAUGCAAUAUUCAGGAUUAGCUAUUAUUUUCCUUGGGUUUCUGUUUGCAGUUGCUGAACUCCGUGGUCUCACUCUCCAGUCCACGCAUGUCAAGUUUGGAAUGCUGGCAAUAUUGUUGGCCGUAGCGCAGCCAAUAAAUGCCUACUUUAGACCUAAGAAACCUGAUGUUGGAGAGGAGACGGCUAAGGCUUCACAUAGGCUCAUCUGGGAAUACACUCACGUUAUCAUUGGGAGGUGUGGUAUACUUGUUGGAGUUGCUGCUCUUAUCAGUGGGAUGAAACAUUUGGGAGAGAGAUAUGGUGAUGAAAAUGCUAACGGCCUGAGCUGGGCUCUGAUAGUUUGGUUCUUACUAGGUGCUUUGCUGGUAAUAUAUUUGGAGUAUCGUGACAUGGGUAGAAGACGAGACAGAUUGCCUGGAAGGAGCACUUGGGUUUUGGGUAAUGGUGAAGAAGAGUCUCGAGACCUUCUCAACCAAAGCGAGCCGGCAAAAGAGAAAGAAGCGGGUGAGGUUCAGUUAGAAGCAUUCAACAGAUGAGCUGAUGCAUCAGUUUUUGAAUCUAUAGAGAUUAAUGUUGUUUAUAGGCUAUAUAGCAUUACCCUCUCCUCUCAUGUUUUAUAUACACAGUAAAUUCAUUAACCUAGUCAACCACAUUAUUGUUAUUCUUUUUUCACA
Salvia hispanica is the source of this 3099-nucleotide messenger RNA. Its product is annotated as DOMON domain-containing protein / dopamine beta-monooxygenase N-terminal domain-containing protein. NCBI's taxonomy places the organism in Eukaryota, Viridiplantae, Streptophyta, Magnoliopsida, Lamiales, Lamiaceae. Gene Ontology annotation, molecular function: heme binding. Gene Ontology annotation, biological process: cytochrome complex assembly. The record is from RefSeq and is a predicted model, not a curated record.